Molecule: messenger RNA, 696 nt
Organism: Penicillium odoratum
Lineage: Eukaryota; Fungi; Ascomycota; Eurotiomycetes; Eurotiales; Aspergillaceae
Product: presequence translocated-associated motor subunit PAM17
Exons: 2
Coding region: 1-696 (231 amino acids)
Biological process (GO): protein import into mitochondrial matrix
Cellular component (GO): PAM complex, Tim23 associated import motor
Source: RefSeq, a predicted model, not a curated record
AUGUCAGCUCGCACAGUGAUCGGUGGUCGACUCAACCCCACAGCUCUCAGCUCUCUGGCUAGCCCCUGUCCGCGGAUUGCAUCCCAGCAACUUGCACGCCUCCACUCGACCAUUGUCCGUCCCUCCCCGAGCGCCCCGUCCAAGCUCGCCAUCCAAAAUGUCCGUCCUGCUCCCGCCCUCUUGAACCGCCCGGGUCUGCGGAUGAAGUCGACCUCUUCACCCAGCAAGGAUGAGGUGAAACUCGACUGGAACUCUUUCUUCAAGCUUCGCGCUUCUCGCCGCCGAUACUCCCUGGCAUCCUCCAUUGCGACCUCCCUCGUGUCCACUACCGCCGGUGUGCAGAUUCUGUCUUCGCAGGAUCUGGAGUCUCUCGGUGCUCAGGUGAUGGGUCUGGACCCUUUUGUUGUCCUGGGAAUGGCGACCGCUGCUUGCGGUGCUGUGGGAUGGCUCCUGGGCCCGAUCGUUGGCAACGGCCUCUGGGGUCUGGUUUACCGUCGGUUUGCGCCCUCUGUGGCAACAAAAGAGAAGGAGUUCUUUGAUCGCAUUCGUCGAUUCCGCGUCGAUCCCUCGACUAACUCCAUCGCCAACCCUGUUCCUGAUUACUACGGCGAGAAGAUUGGUAGCGUGCAAGGAUAUCGCCAGUGGCUGAAGGACCAGCGGGCAUACAACCGGAAGCGCCGAAACUUCAUUGCUUGA